GCCGCCCCGCCCACCGCCGCGCUCGGGCCCCGCCGGCAGACCCACCAUGGACCUGGUGCUGGAGGUCGCUGACCACCACCUGCUCACACCCUACGUGUAUCCCACGGGCUGGCCAGAGGACGAGCCCUUUCGCCAGCUGCUCAGCCUCUUCGUCAUCACCAACCUCGGAGCACUCGCCCUCUAUCUGCUCUUCGGCACCCUCAGCUACUACUUCAUCUUCGACCAUGAGCUGAAGAAGCACCCCCAGUUCCUCGAGAACCAGGUGCAACGGGAAAUCAUCUACGCACUGCGCUCCCUGCCCUGGAUCAGUGUCCCCACCGUUGCCAUCUUCUUUGCUGAGGUCCGGGGCUACAGCAAACUAUAUGACAACAUUGAGGACUCCCCCUAUGGCUGGCCUGGAGUCUUCCUCAGCAUGCUGUCCUUCCUCUUCUUCACUGACAUGGGUAUCUACUGGAUACACCGAGGCCUCCACCACAGGCUGUUCUAUAAGCGCUUCCACAAACCCCACCACCUCUGGAAGAUCGCGACGCCCUUCGCCAGCCAUGCCUUCCACCCCGUGGAUGGCUUCAUGCAGAGCCUGCCCUACCACAUCUACCCCUUCCUCUUCCCCCUGCACAAAGUCACCUACCUGGGCCUCUACAUCUUCGUCAACGUCUGGACCAUCUCCAUCCACGACGGCGACUAUCGCGUCCCCCAGCUGCUGCGGCACGUCAUCAACGGCUCUGCCCACCACACCGACCACCACCUCUACUUUGACUACAACUACGGGCAGUACUUCACCCUCUGGGACAAGAUUGGUGGAUCCUACAAGAGCCCCACUGCCUUUGAGGGCAAAGGCCCCCACGAUUACAUGCGCAAGCUGCGGGAGAAUGGUUCAGCGUGUCCCAACGGUGACACUGACAAGACCAAGUAGGUGUUCUCAGAUUGGCUGCAACCCCAACAGACUCUGUCUCAUCCCACCCCUCCUGAGCCUUUUCGGACAAUGUUCCCCCAUAGAAGGAGUUCCCAUCUCUUCCCAUCGCUCAGCAAGUCUCAGCAUCUCAAACCCCUCGCUCCCCUGGGUCAAGAGGUGCACAUGGGGCUGAUGUGCACAUGGAAAGGAGGAUGCCACACAGUUCCCUCCACUUCUACAGCACACAGCCACCACCCAUGGAUGCUCAUUCACAGCCCAUCUUUUCAAUCUGAGCUGCUCUGGGACCUUCUCUGCUCGUGGAUGGGUCUUGGACCCCCCCCCCCCCCCUCCCCCAGCAUUCCCAACCCUCUUCAUGGCACACAGACACCUUAACGCUACGCAAAGCUGCUGCUAUUCAGACUUCUUGGAAAUACACAUGCCAUGUUUGUGCCCCACAUCAGUUACGUGCCCUCUCCAACCUGUAUGACUGUGAGUACUGCCCACUCAGCAGGACACGUGCACUGACAGCAGCUCCAAGAGCUCCAUCCCUGCUCCCAGAGCAGCACUCUCCAUCCUCGCUUCACACUGCGAACCUCGGCUGCAACACAAACUCACCCCAUUGCCAUCACCACCUGUGAGUCCAUACAGGAGCCCUGCACACAAACAGCAUUGCAGUGUAAGCACAGCAGUAACAUCACAUGCCAUUGGGUCUCCAUCCAUCUGCACCCAUCCCUCUUCCUCCAUGAGCUGCCAUGGACGCCUACAGAUCAAGUCACAUCAAGAUGAGAGGCAAACAGCAUCGUGCAUUGUGUUCUCCAGUGUGACCUGCACAUCUGUAUUCCCUGAGAAAAAUACCAUGACCUGCUACCUUGUGCAGCCAGCACAGGUCUUCCUCAUGGCUCCUCGGCCUCUGGACAUUCUGGGACUUCUUGGCACUGGACGAGAGCUCCUUCACCUCACCUGAAGAUGCCACAUGAGAACUUAACACAGAGGGGCACAUCUGGAGAUCAGAGGCAGACAUUGAGCCCUUUGAACUCACAGGGAACAUUAGGGGAGGGGAAAUGGGAGGGCUUAGAAGCUGGGGAUGGGGAAGAGCUGUGAUUUCUGGCUUGUUUCCCCCCUGAAAAGCCAAUGUGCUUCCUUUGGACACCUGACUGCCCUGCCUUCAGUCAGGCUAACCUUUAAUAAAACUCAUUUGCCAACUUCAA
Lagopus leucura (white-tailed ptarmigan) is the source of this 2100-nucleotide messenger RNA. It is a transcript of the gene SC5D, whose product is annotated as sterol-C5-desaturase. The record is from RefSeq and is a predicted model, not a curated record. Bases 47 to 913 code for a protein of 288 amino acids. The transcript has 5 exons. NCBI's taxonomy places the organism in Eukaryota, Metazoa, Chordata, Aves, Galliformes, Phasianidae. Gene Ontology annotation, molecular function: oxidoreductase activity; iron ion binding.